UAUUUACACCUUCAUGAUUAUCCAAAUGUACAUAACAAUAUAAUCGGUUGCAUCUCUUACAAUUCACAUUAGAUUAGUAGUGUGUACCAAUAAUAUAAUCAUUUGUGUACAUAUAAUUAAUCGUAUGACUUGAAAGGGUCAAAAACUUGAAACAUUAACUAGCCAGUAAACGUAUUCAUACUCUUGCUGUCUAUGUUGUAAUUUUAGAAACAGUCGCCUACGUCUAAUUUAGUUUUUUGCGCCUAUGUUCAACUUUAUAUAAUAAAAGGUUUAAGUGAUUAUUUCAAUUUUUGGCUGCAGUUUGAUUUCAUUUGUAUUUUACAAGUUUUAUAAAUGUAUUUUUAUUUUUAUCUACAGCAUUUACAAUUAUGUUUUCAUAGCUCACAACUAAAGAAAAAGUAAACUAAACUUUCAUACACAAUUAGGUUAGAUAGUAAAAACGUUAUGUCAACGAACUGGGAUAUGGUACCAAGUGUGUUAAAUGGAAAGGUUAUUCUCAACUCUAAAGUGAAAAGCGUUGUACGUAGUAAGUAAGGCACUAUCGUGAACUAGGGAAGGUGCCUUUCUGAGAUACACGUUUAUGAAACGUCAAAACAGAAUCGUAGAAGAAUGCAUUGUGAGUGACCAGAGAGUUUUUUUUUUUUUUUUUGAAUAAAAUGUUAAAUUUGAUUCAAAAGAAAAAACACAUUGUUACAGCAGUUGCUACUUUGUUUUUUACUUUUUCAAAACCGAUGAAAAAAGAAAAAAGAACAGCUUAAGUUCUACAUAUGCAAUCCAGACUUGCAAGGCUUUCUCCAGUCUCUUGUCUUGAGUCCUUAGAGACAUAACUCUGUUCUUGAUCAUCUUGUCAAUUGUUCUGAAGAGGUUCUCCAGAGGCCGAGGAUUCUCCCCAUGAUUUCUUGAAUUUCUCUCUCGCCAAAUCACGUACACUGCCGACUGGAAAACGUAACGAGCUAGGAAACUCUCAACCCGCGAAAGCUUUAGCUGAGACAUAAAAGCCAGAAUGGCACUCCACUCCUCCGUAUAGCUAUUCCCCAUGAUCCCACUCAUCAACUUAUGCCAUAAGAGUGAAGUGUGACUAGAGAGUUAAGAUUGGUUUCAAGUAGCAAGUUAGAAGUUGAGGCUGCCCAAUGGAAAGUUACAAACUUUGAAAGGUUCUUGUUCAUUGAUUAGUACUAGCAACUCCAACUAUAAGCGUUUACUUAUCAGCAUCUUAUUGCCUAUCAUAAUUCAAUCAAUAGUUACCAUCACUUUGAGUUAAUUAGAAUCUCAAUGAAGAUGAUGAUGAAAAUUUGAUUUUUAGAAGAUAUGCAGUUUUAUUUGACCCGAAAGAAGAAGAAGAUAUGCAGUUCUAUCUCAUGAGAUGAGGUAUUCAAGUAGUUAGCAAGACUUCAAGACCAUCAGCCAAUAAGAAGGUCCAGAGUCACAUAUACAUCAUUUUUUUGAUUUUUGCCUGGAGUACACAAGACCGACAAAAAUAAAGUUUGGCUUACUUAAAUAUUUUAGAAGGUUUGUUAUUAUUAUUAUUAUUUUUCGUAACAUGAAGGUUUGUUAUUUAUUUAUUACCAGUCAUAUUCAAAUCUAUAUAUCAUAUGUUAUUAAAAAUGUAUUAGGGAAUGAGAGUACUUAAUUAUUUCUACAAAGCACCAUUAAAAAGAUGGACUGUAAUGUUAUUUCCUUAUUUAUAUGGUAGUGAUUUAUUCUCUAAAUAUUGAAUGGUAGAAACACAAAAGAGGAACGUAGUUUGCCAUUCUAAUCGGGUAUGGGAACAUGAGAGCCAUUAGUCCUUUUUUUUGUGCUAUUCUCUCGUGGCCUUCAAUGGAUCCACCAAUUUCUCUUAAAUCAAAUUUAGAAUUCUUAAAAAAAAAAAAAAAAAUUUAGAAUUCUUUAGCAUCUAUAUAAAUCCAGUUCUCUCAGAAAAUAAAAUCAUCAGAAAAACAAAAAAAAACAUAGAAAUUUUCAAAAAAUUUAAAAAGAAAUAAAUCACUCUAACUCUCUUCUUUUCCAUCUAACAAGAAAAUGGCAAAAUUUCCAUUAGGAAUAUGUCUAAUGUUUAUGAUAACAACAAGUACCAUAUAUGAAGUGCAAGGACAUUUCUUAUUAGACCAUUACAUGAAGAAAAUUCCUAAAAUAUCCAGCGAGUUCGAACCUUUCGCUUUCAAGGGUAUACUUAGUUUUAUAGACCACCUUGAGGGUUUAUGUCCCCUGAAGGUGGAGUACAAGGAGUUCUUCACAAAGCUGAAGGAUUUCAUGGCCUUCAUAAACUCAGCAUCAGGGUCGUCCGCAGAGUUCCAUACUCAGUUGAAAACAAAAUCUGAGGAGCUCUUCAAGGCUAUCACAAAAAUGGGUGGCACAGCAGGAGCAUCGGCGCAUACAACCAAAUUGAUAGAAAGUUUGGUGUCGAUGGGGAAAACUUUGGCUGAGUACAAGAGGAGUGGUUCACAAACACUGACAAGUGAACAAAGGACAGAGCUGGUCACAUCUAUGUCGAGAUGGGCACAAACGAUCGGUCAGUUUGUGAAAAGCGUAACUGAGACGAAUGGUGGCGGUAAUAUAGAUCUCAAAUCCCUUGGCUGUGGAGGUGCAACCGGCAUCUCUACCUCCAUGGAAACUGGAAGCACGGCCACUGGUUCUACCUCCAUGGAAACUGGAAGCACUGGUGGCAGUGGAAGUCCAAGUGGGGACACCGGUUCCCCUUCAGCUGAAACUGGUAGUCCGGCUGGUAGUGAAAGUGGUUCUCCCUCUAAUGAAACUCCUGUUGAAGGUGGAAGCGGUAGCCCAAGUGGAAGCCCAAGUGACAGCUCAUCAGGAGCAGGCUCCACGGGUGGUAGUGAAAGCUCCGCUGAGGCCGAAAGUACAGCUGGUGCCGGUAGUGGAGCGGGUGCUGGUGAAACUCCUGGUGCUGCUGGACCGAGUGGAAGCCCAACUGAUAGCCCGACUGAAUCAGAAGAAAGUUCCAAGGAUGAAAGCUCCAAGGAUGAAAGCUCCAAAGAUGAAAGCUCUAAGGAUGAAAGUUCCAAGGAUGAAAGCUCUAAAGAUGAAAGCUCCAAGGAUGAAAGCUCUAAGGAUGACAGCUCCAAGGAUGAAAGCUCCAAAGAUGAAAACUCCAAAGAUGAAAGCUCCAAAGAUGAAAGCUCUAAGGAUGAAAGCUCCAAAGAUGAAAGCUCUAAGGAUGAAAGCUCCAAAGAUGAAAGCUCUAAGGAUGAAAGCUCAAAAGAUGAGAGCUCAAAAGAUGAAAGCUCCAAGGAUGAAAGCUCAAAAGAUGAAAGCUCCAAGGAUGAAAGCUCCAAGGAUGAGAGCUCAAAAGAUGAAAGCUCUAAGGAUGAAAGCUCCAAAGGUGAAAGCUCAGCUGAAUCAGGAGAAAGUUCCAAGGAAGCUAGUGGUGGAAGCUCUACUGAGACCCAAAGUGAAACUGGUGCCGAAAGUGGAAGCACUGCCGGUGGUCCUAGUGGUGAACCCUCUGGCGAUGCUGGUGCCGGUGCUCCAAGCGGAAGUACAUCUGAUAUGUCGGCAGGAGGAGCAAGUGCUUCAGGCGGUGCGAGUGAAACUUCAACUCAAACCUCUGCCGAAGGAGAAAGCUCAAUGAAUAGUGGAGGUUCCUACGCGGACACUACAGGUGGUAGCGCGGAAGGUUCCGCCAGUAGCCCUUCUGGUUCAGCGUCGGGUAGUAGUGAGACCUCCUCCAUCACCGGAAGUGAAAAUUCAUCUUACCAAGCUGGAGGAUCAUCUGCCGGAGGCCCGAGUGGAAGUACAACGGAACAAAGUUCGGAGGCUGGAGCUGCGGGUUCAACCGAAGGUGGUAGUGGAGCCUCAGUAAAUCAAUCUGUCAAAGGAAAAGUGGGGGCAACGAGCUAUGAAGGUUCUUCUAGCUACAAAAAGUCACACUCACAAACCUCAGAGUCAGGCCAGAGCAGCUUCAAAACAGAGAAAAAAGCCGGCUCGUCUUAAAUUAAACUCGUCGGUUCUCGGACCAUAUAGGUCGGAAACACAUAUUAAUACUAUAAUUACAAUAAAGCAAUGGCCCUGCUAACAAUUACAGCAGCGAGCUGUAGAAUGUUUUUUGCUAAAUACUAGAGAAUUACUGACAUGCGUUAGCCUUACUGCAUGCAUAAUUUUGGUUUUUUUUUUCUCUCUUUAAUUUCCGUUGUAAAAUAUGAAUAUAAAAGAAUUGUGAGUAUGUAUACAUGACACAUUAAAUAGUGAGAAAGUAAUAAUAAUAAUAAUAAUUUAUAUG
Molecule: messenger RNA, 4234 nt
Organism: Brassica rapa (field mustard)
Lineage: Eukaryota; Viridiplantae; Streptophyta; Magnoliopsida; Brassicales; Brassicaceae
Source: RefSeq, a predicted model, not a curated record